AUGGUUACCUCGGUUGGGGAUUUCAAACCUCCUAGACGGUACGUUGACUUGGUUAAUGGUUGUGUGUGUCCAGAUCCAAGUUGUCGACCUACUAUUUUUAUGGUUACUCGUAUAAUCAAUGAAUGGAUUGUAGCUUUGAAAACUCCUCUGCCGCAGAAUGACGAAUUAUAG
Dentiscutata erythropus is the source of this 171-nucleotide messenger RNA. Lineage: Eukaryota; Fungi; Glomeromycota; Glomeromycetes; Diversisporales; Gigasporaceae. The record is from the annotation of a GenBank genome assembly.